GCUCCGCGGCGGAAGCGCGGCGAGAUCAGACCGAGCGGGCGCUGAGCUGCCGCCGCCAUGAUCAUACCCGUGCGUUGCUUCACCUGCGGCAAGAUCGUCGGCAACAAGUGGGAGGCCUACCUGGGGCUGCUGCAGGCCGAGUACACCGAGGGGGACGCCCUGGACGCACUCGGCCUGAAGCGCUACUGCUGCCGUCGCAUGCUGCUGGCCCACGUGGACCUGAUUGAGAAGCUGCUCAAUUAUGCGCCUCUGGAGAAGUGAGGGCGCUGGAGCCUGCCUGCCCGCUGGCAUGUCUUGCCCAGUGUCUUGCUCAGAGUUCUUCCAGUGAGGUGUGGACAGCAUGGAGCACGCCCUCGCACCGCCCGCGGCUGUGUGUCUUCCACCCUGGGAGGAACCAUCCAGUAAAGUUCUUUGCAGAACCACUAGAAGGUC
Molecule: messenger RNA, 432 nt
Organism: Hyaena hyaena (striped hyena)
Lineage: Eukaryota; Metazoa; Chordata; Mammalia; Carnivora; Hyaenidae
Gene: POLR2L
Product: RNA polymerase II, I and III subunit L
Exons: 2
Coding region: 58-261 (67 amino acids)
Biological process (GO): tRNA transcription by RNA polymerase III; transcription by RNA polymerase I; transcription by RNA polymerase II
Cellular component (GO): RNA polymerase III complex; RNA polymerase II, core complex; RNA polymerase I complex
Molecular function (GO): DNA binding; DNA-directed RNA polymerase activity; zinc ion binding
Source: RefSeq, a predicted model, not a curated record